CCCGAGCUGGGCACUGCUGAUAGCUGGAUCGGUGUGGUGCCUGUGGGUGAGGAGCCAGCUGAGGUCCCCCGGGGUGCCAAAGAGGAGUCCUUCACUGCUGCCGUCGUCAGCAAGAUGAAGCGAGCCCUGGUGCUGGGGGCGUCAGCCCUGCUCAUCCUGGCGCUGAACCAGAAUGCCAUCCGGGAGCUGGAUGUUUCACAGCUUCUUGCCAAGCCUGUGAUCGUGAUUCAGUCCUCGGACAACGUCACCAAGCUGCUGGGAGCACUGCUGCGGGGGCUGCGGGCUACGGCAAAGAUCACGUAUCAGGCGGUGCUGCUGGAGAACCUGGGAGUGACACUCACCCUGUGGUCAACCUGCGGCCUCUCCCGGGGGGGCCUCUACGGGGAGUGGCAGGGGGUCAUCUGCACGGGGGAGAACAGCUCGCAGGUCCAGGUACGUGCAUCGGUGCCAGCUCCCUGCAUAGCCAGGGCUUGGCACGUGGUGGCAGUGGCGAUGGCAGUGCUGGGAGUGGAGUGGGGGUCUCCAGUUCAUCCCCCGCCACGGUCCCUGACCGCCCGCUCGGUGCUGUUGCUGCAGAAGUAUCUCCAGCAGCUGUGGAACACCAUCCUGCUGAUCGCCCUGCUCCUCUGCACCGGGGUGAUGGUGCAGGCCCAGCGGCAGUCGCGGCAAGACCCGUCGGAGCAGGAUGCCGAGCUGGACCUGAAGCAGCACGUUCGGCGGCAGCUGUCAGCACUGAAAACCCGGCGGUACCAUCCCGGCAAACCACCCCGGAGCUGGGCCUGCGAGAUUGAUAGCUGCGCUGUCUGCUUGGACCAGUUCCACAAGAGCCAGUGGCUGCGGGUGCUGCCCUGCUGCCAUGAGUUCCACCGGGACUGCGUGGACCCCUGGCUCCUCCUGCAGCAGACCUGCCCGCUCUGCAAGCGCAACAUCCUGG
Phaethon lepturus (White-tailed tropicbird) is the source of this 934-nucleotide messenger RNA. RefSeq names its product ring finger protein 215 (gene RNF215). The record is from RefSeq and is a predicted model, not a curated record. Lineage: Eukaryota; Metazoa; Chordata; Aves; Phaethontiformes; Phaethontidae. Gene Ontology annotation, biological process: ubiquitin-dependent protein catabolic process. Gene Ontology annotation, molecular function: ubiquitin protein ligase activity.